Molecule: messenger RNA, 2499 nt
Organism: Puntigrus tetrazona (Sumatra barb)
Lineage: Eukaryota; Metazoa; Chordata; Actinopteri; Cypriniformes; Cyprinidae
Product: putative golgin subfamily A member 6-like protein 19
Exons: 18
Coding region: 272-2458 (728 amino acids)
Source: RefSeq, a predicted model, not a curated record
CACAUACACACACACACACACACACACACACACACACGCUCGACCUGAUGAACGUGAAUUCCGCGCAAAUGCUAUACAAUACUUAUAGCGUUUCAUUAUAACGUGCGUUUCUAGGCGACCGUAAAAGUUCGGUUAGGACUCCACAUGAAAAACAGUCCGUUUGAAUUCACUGCAGCAGAGUUUGGACAAGCGACGCCGUGUGUGUGUUUACGUUCAAAACAAUAACCUAAAACGAUUUAAGUAUUUAAAUGGUUCUGAAUAACGUCGAGAAAUGUGCACAGCACAGAUGGUGCAGGACAUGGAUCAACUGCUGCAGGAGGAAGGGUUGGACUCCUCGGCCUCCAGCAACGAGCGUUUAUCUCUGCUGUGGCAGCUUUACAUGAAAAGUGAAAGUACCGUGAGAUCCCUCAACCAACAGAUACAAGAUCUGCAGAAGGAACGUGUUGCUGAGAUUGAAAAGGUUCAGCAAUACAUUAAUCACAUUAAGAGUCUCACAAAGACCCGAGACUCUGUGGCUUUACAUCUCGAGCAAGAAAACAAAAUGCUCCAUGCAACUCUGGAGGACAUCCAUCGGCAACAAGAAGCACAGCGGAGUGAGAUCUCUGAGAUGUUACUCCAGGAAGGUCUGGCUGAUAUUAUUUGCAUCGGCUUGAGUGAACAGGUGGCUUACCUCCUCGCAGACAGAGCCUCCCUGUUGGAGAAAAUACAAACUCAGGAGAACGUGGAUGUGAAGACGGCAGAGGACCCUGAUGUCCAUAAGGAGGAUUGUAGAGCGAAUGUGGUCAAAGUGACAGCACCGCACGCUCAGAGCCCUUGGAAGAGGCUCCUAGGACUCAGAAAGGCUGCUCAGAGUAAACCCAAAUUACUGCCUGCCGCUGACCUGCAGUGCAGUGCCGAUGACAAACUGAAGGGGCGGAUGUUGCUAGAACUGGAGCGAGAUGUGGAAGAGGCAUCUGCUCGACUCGACAUGGCCCACAAAGAGAUCCGCAGACUCACAGAUGAGCUUGAGUCGGCUCACCUGACACAAAGGGCUUAUGAACCAGAGCUGCAAGAAGCUCAAAUGGAAGUUGCUCAUCUGCGCCAUGAAGUGGAGAAACUGAAAUGUUGUGAAGUUGCUGAGUUACGAAAAAUAAAAGAGAUGAACGAGAAACAGGAAGAAGAGCUGUGCCGCCUUAGGGAGACUGUGAAGAGGCUACAGGCAGAGCCCGAAAAGUUGUUUGAAAUGACAGAAGCCCCUGACAGAACCAGCACUUCACCCAAAAACAAGAAGCCUCAGGAAGAAGAUAUCCAUAAACGGUGCUUUGAUGAGAUGCAGGAGAGGUUGCACGUGCUGCAAGACCUGACCCAGGUCACGCUGAAGCUGCGGAUGGAGUAUGAGAUGGAGGCUGACCUGCGCAGAAGGGCAGCGGAUGAAUGUGAAGAGCAGAAGAGGAAGAGGAUGGAAGCAGAGCGGUUAGCGCGAGACUUCCAGAAGCUCUGCGAGAAACAGGCAGACGAUUACAGGACCACUGUCGGCAGCCUCCAGGUGGAGAUCAGAGAUUUAGUAAAGAAGUUGCGAGAGCUCGAGGCACAGGACGUGGAAAGACAAUGUGACAAACACCUGAAGCAGGUGUGUUCUCUGGAGAGUGAAGUUUGCCGGCUGAAGGCUGUCCUUCAGGAGGAGCAGCAGAAGACCGGGCAGCUGUCCAUGACCAUGCAGAUGGAAAUUGACCAGGCUAGAGCUUUGGUACAGUCACAGAACGUCCGGCUUCAGCUGGACACAGAAGAGCAGAAAAAGAUGUUUGAGGAGCUGCAGGGCAUCCAGAACAUCCUCAGCUCCACCAAACAAGAGCUGCUGUCCCAGAGGAGAAACAACACACGACUGCAAGACCACAUCACUGACGCCCAGCAGGAACACCUCAGGCUCCAACAAAACAUCGAGGACUUGAGGAACAGACUAACCAGCGGUCAACAGGAAACUGACUCUCUGAGGACAGAGCUUCAGCUAGCUCUAGUUAGCGUGGAUGCUGAGAGGAGUAAAUACAACGACAAGCGAAUUCACUACAAAAACAAGCUGAGCCGUGCCAGAGGCCUUUACCUGAGAGAGACAGGGUGGCGGGAUGAAAAAAUAAAAGACUCGGAGAAGGAGAUUUUCAUUUUAAGGAAACAGGAGGAAAAGACGUCACACAUGAUGAAGAUGGUCACGUCCGAAAAUGAGAGUCUGCUUCAGAAGAACAGAGAGCUUCUUUUGCAGUUGAAUGACUUUGAAGAGACACAGAAAAAUGCUUCGGAGGCAGUUACCUCGAUGCAGAUGAGGAUAAAUUUGCUCGAAGAAGAGAAUAUUCAGCUCCAAGAGACAACAGCAGAAAUGUCGGAGCACAUCGAGUGCCUGGCGAUACUGGCCGAGACGAACUGCGACGAAGUCACCGCUGAGAGUCGUGUCAUAGAGGGCGAAGACCAAGCUACUCUGCCUACAUAAAUAUAUAUAUAUAUAAAUUAUAUAUAUACAUAUAUAUAAAA